UUCUGUCAGCAUGUGGAUCAAUAUUUUCACAAUCCUUUUCACAUCUGGUUAUCCAUUCUUGUCUGAAAGUGUAGUCUAUAGGUUACAGAGGGCUGCAAGAUCAUUUGAAACUUCACGGGCAUAUUGCACUUGGCUAUUUGAUGGACUAUCUGAAAUCUACAAUGAGAAUCUGCAGCGUUAUUUAUCAUCAGUUGCGAGAGGCAAAGAAGUCUGGAUUGGUGUGUCAAAAUGUAAUUCAAACUGGUGCUACAGUGGCACAGGGAAAAUGGUCUCAUAUACCAACUGGGCAAAGGGAGAACCUAACAACUACUACUCCUUCAUAUUUGGAGAAGAGAACUGUGUUUUGAUGCGCAGUAGCAGCAAAUGGAACGAUGAAAAUUGCUCUGCGGAAUACUAUUUUAUGUGCCAAGAAUUGCAUUGCAAAGCAACAACCUGCAACAGAAGAGGUACAUGUGUUGAACUGGCUGGUGGUUUUAGAUGUUAUUGUGACCACAGUUUCUACGGAAGCAAUUGUGAAAAUGAGAAGUGCAAAGCAACAAGCUGCAACAAAAGAGGCAGAUGUGUUGAACUGUCUAAUGGUUUUAGUUGCAUCUGUGAUCAAGGCUUCUAUGGAAACAAUUGUGAAAAUGAGAAAUGCAAAGCAACAAGCUGCAACAGAAGAGGUAGAUGUGUUGAAUUGUCUCAUGGUUUUAGUUGCAUCUGUGAUCAAGGCUUCUACGGAAACAAUUGUGAAAAUGAGAAAUGCAAAGCAACAAGCUGCAGCAGAAGAGGUACCUGUGUUGAAUUGGUUUAUGGUUUUAGGUGCUUCUGUCAGCAUGGCUUCUAUGGAAAGAAUUGUGAAAAUGUCAUAUCAUGCCCAAUCAUUACGAUUCCAGACCACAGCAUGGUUAACUGUGACGGAUUAUAUGGAAAGAACCAUUUCCAGGCUGUAUGCACAUUUACCUGUGAGCGAGGAUUUAUUCUAAAUGGCAGCAAUUCAACAAUUUGCCAAGCAUCUGGCUCCUGGACAACUUACAAUACAAACUGCCAAGCAAUUACCUGUCCACUUUUAGAGAAACCAGACCACAGUAGUGUGAAUUGCUCUGGUCCCUAUGGUGGGAAGCAUUACAACACGUCUUGUCAUUUUUCAUCUGAUGAUGACUACACUCUGGAAGGGGAUCAAAAAACCAUCUGUAACGAAUCAGGAAACUGGAAUUCACAUGAUGUACAAUGCUCUACAAACCACCUCAAACCAGUCCUUAUUUCUGUGGGAGGCAUAGCAAUGGCACCUUUAAUCCUAUCGGUAAUCUGUUGGUGGAAGAGGAGAAAAUCUCAAGAACAAAACAACACCAGUGAUGACUUCCCCAUGCAACAGAAGACCGUAGCAUAUGAAAAUCAAGAUAUAUAUAGCAUACCAUCUCCACAUCUGAAUAAUGACAUACCACAAGAAGAGAUUUACGUCAACCUCAGCAUGUAGCAGAACAUAUGCAAAGGCUUAUAAUAGUUGUCAAUAGAUGGCACCAUUAAACUGGAAACCUUUAGAAACUGGAGCUUCCUAUUUUUUGAAAGUUUGACAUUAACUUAGUCAUUUCACAUGUAUCACUAUUAAGCUACAAAUUACUAUUGCAUUUGUAGGCAAUGACUAUCUCCAAUAAGAGACAAUUUAAUCACCAUCCCUGAUAGUUAUUGAUGUUAACAUCACUGAAUCCCCAACUAUCAACAUCCUGAGGGUUACCAUUGAUCAGAAACUCAACUGGACUCACCACAUAAACACAGAGGCUGCAAGAGAAGGUCAGGGACUAGGAAUACGGUGGUGAGUAGUUCACCUUCUGACUCCCCAAAACCUAUCCAUCAUCUACAAGGCACGGCAUGAGUGUGAUGGAAUACUCCCAAUUUGCCUGGGUGGAUGCAGCUCCAAAAACAGUCAAGAAGCUUGACACCAUCCAUGACAAAGCAGCCCGCUUGACUGCAACCACAUCCAUAAGCAUCCACUUCCUCCACCACCCAUGCUCACCACCAACCAUGCUCAAUUGCACCCAUGUGUGCCAUCUAUAACAUGCAUUACAGGUCUUCACCAAAGACUCCUAGACAGCACCUUCCAUCUAAAAGGACAAAAGAAGCAGAUACAUGGGAACACGAAGCCAUUCACCAUCCUGACUUCAGAAAUCUAUCACCAUUUCUUUAUUGGCACUGGAUGAAAAUGCUGGAACUCCUUCCCUCCCUUAUUGUAUUAUGGCUCAACCCUCAGGUGGUCUGCAGAGGUUCAAGAAGGCAGCUCACCACCACCUUCUCAAGGACAACUAGGGACAGGCAAUAACUGCUGGCCCAGGCAGCAACGUCCACAAACCAAAUAACAGAAAAUGAAUGCUUAAUGCAUUUAUAUGACAUUUGUGCUUUGUUCUCUGAGUGGAGGCAUUAGCCCAUUUAAAACCAAUAAUGGGUUUUUGAUCUCUUGGUUCAUUUGGUUUUGGUUAUCUUCAUCAGGACAGAUUCUUCACGUAUUUUUCACUAAUAACAAAUUCUCUAUCUGCACAAUAGCUAUUUGAUGAGUUAGCAAAUGUUGUGACUUUUACUUGAGACUAGUUUUCUACUUCCUUCCUUUUGCUAAAAGAUUAAUUUCUGUUUGUGGAUCAACAGGUGAGGCCUGCUCUAUGAUGGUGGGCCUUAAGCCACUAGGCAUCUUUUAACAACUGUGCCAAUAUUGUCUUUGAUCUCAUGCAACUUUUAAGGCCAAUGUAACGUUGGCAUGUAUUUCUGAGCAAAACCGAGGCCUCAUAUGCAUCUAGCCCUUAAGAUGCAUUAACCAUUAUUAUUGAUAGUAAAUGAGAGGGCUAGUUGUUUUGUAUGGCAAGGAUUAGCCUAAACAUAUAUUUUAGUAAUGAGGAAAUGGGUCAGACUCAUUUUAUAUGUCAGAUGGAUUCAUUCAGUGUAACCUAUGAUACAUUGCAUAUUCCUUCUUUGAAACUGUUUGAAUUUUAUUGAAGUUUGGGAAGAAUUAUUCCAAGUGCUAUUUUCUUAUUGGAGUUAUAUGCCAUGAUCUGUUAGUAUUUGCUAAAUUAACACAUAUAUAAUGCAAUAGGAAAAUGAAUUUUAUUUAAUUUUACCCGACCAAAGCUCCACCUUAAAGGACUAUGCAUCCCAUUAGUGAAAAUAGAUUUGAUAUUUCUGCUUAACCUACCUCCUCUCAUCCCACUUUCAGACAUUUCUCUUACUUCAGAGUUUGUUGUAAAUUUAGAAAUCAGCCUUCUACGACACUGUCUACACAACUGAUUUCCAUUUGUGUUCUGUGGGAUUUCCUGUGUGUAAGACUGGCUGCUGCAUUUACCUACACGGCAAUAGUUAUACUCCAAAUAGCAGUACUCUCAUGAUUAUCCCACUACAUUAAGACACAGUCCCCAAGACAGGAAGUAUAAAAAUGGCAAAAUUUGUUAUUUUGAAAUGAUUCUUACAAUUCCAAAAUGAUAGAAACUGAAGGUGAGAUUAUGUAAACCUAAUUUAACUGUACGUAGAGUUUUCUGUGUUUCAAUUUGUUUUAUGUAUUAUCACAUUAAGAUCUUAUUGUGCUGCAUCUUCUGCUUAAUUAUAAUAUAGCAAAACUGACGAUUUGUUACUAGUGUGGCUUUGAUUUGAUGUUCCUUAUUUAAUGCUGUUAAGAGAGUGUUCAAUGCAAUUAGUAAUGACAAUCUAUU
Molecule: messenger RNA, 3668 nt
Organism: Stegostoma tigrinum
Lineage: Eukaryota; Metazoa; Chordata; Chondrichthyes; Orectolobiformes; Stegostomatidae
Product: protein jagged-2-like
Exons: 11
Coding region: 11-1456 (481 amino acids)
Biological process (GO): establishment or maintenance of epithelial cell apical/basal polarity; heterophilic cell-cell adhesion
Cellular component (GO): plasma membrane; protein-containing complex
Molecular function (GO): calcium ion binding
Source: RefSeq, a predicted model, not a curated record